GCCGAGACGUACCUAUCCUGUUUUUAGGCCACAGUUACGGAGGCAUCUUCAUCAUCCAGAGCUUGAUUAGCUCUAAAGGUCCCAAUGUCAAGCCUGAGGCUAUGUAUAAACAUACCGCCGGCAUCUUCCUGGUCUCGUGCUCUAGUCUAACAUCUAGCCACUCGACCAAGCUUGUGGCGAACUUCUUGAAUGAGAAGCCGGAUGCCAGGAUUUUUGAAGAGAUGGCGGCAGGGAUGCCCACGCUUGAUACGCUUUCCCUAAGAUUUAGGAAGAAGAUUCUUGAACGAGAGUUGAAAAGGAAGCAUUUAGACUGCCACCAAAACCAUAUGGAAGACCCCUCCAAUGUCGAUAGCACUUCGGUUGAAGUAAGAUUUCCUGUAACGCAAUUGGUGACGCGGUCGGAGCAGACACUGGAGAGGGCGUGCUGUACUGACUUUCUGAAACUGCAAUCCCCGAAAAUAGUCCUGCACAGGGAGUUUCAGGACGCAAUCCGUUUUAGCAGCCCUUGGGAUAAUGACUUCUUGCACAUGAUGUUGCUUAUGGAUGCCAGCUUUCGGACUCGAACUUUCUUGCAUUCAGUAGUGACUGGUAAGUAUAAGCGUACACGAAGGAUGAUACAGGGUGGAUUCAACGUCAAUGUACAGGACAGCUGGGGUCAAUCGGCCUUACAUCUAGCCGCACGGAAGGAUGACGAAUCUAUGGCUCGUUUACUACUUUCGAGAGGGCGCGCGAACCCAAAUAUACGGGACGAAGCACUCAACACACCACUUCAUUACGCAGUAGAAAACAAUAACGCAACUAUAGUAAAGGAACUCCUUGCCGCGGGUGCCGAUAUCAAUUUGAAGAACAAUUGGAAGCAGACUCCAAAAGACCUGGCAAGCUCCAACUCGUCUGGGAGUCGUAUACUUGGACUUCUGAAAAGCCGUUUAGUGGAAGGCCCCGGACAAAGCCUUGCUAAUGGCCGACUCAGUAAUGGUACUCUGCCUGACAGCCCAUGGGGAGGAUUGGCGUGCCGGAAUUAUCAGAUAUCAGUCUCUGAGAUCUUUGAUUGUUCAUAUACCGACAGGCAUUGGACGAUAUCUGUUUCUGUUCAACAGUUGUUGUAUAGUGAUUCGACGUUAGAUGAGAUCCUCAACGCCGUGCGCCCAGAACCCGUCCGCGGGAAAACCCCCUUUUGUACAUGGAUUCAUAUACCUGAAAACAAUAUGAUUUGGGUGGAGGAUCUUUUUGCUAAGUUGGACAUCCACAAGUCGAUCUGGCGAGGAAAAGCUGGUCCCACCAGCGACUCACUUCGCAAUCGGGCCAUAGCGCCACACGUUGUCAAGGGUGAGAUUAACUCGAUAUUUGUCCCUUACAUUAGCUACGAAUCCAGGGCUCGGCAAGAAAGGAGGAGUGAAUAUGUCGCAACAGUGAACGAGGAAUUCGAGCGGCAGAGAUCCACUCGAACAAUGAUGGAGCAGCAUGCUCUAGCUGGCUCUCUCGAGACAUACGCUUCGCCGUCACCGAUUGUCAGCAGCGAGUCAGACACAUUGUUAAAUGUUCCCGAGAUGGAGGCAAAGAGCAUUUACCCAGAAGCGAAUGGGCACGAUAACAAGGAAAUAAGUACGAGCUCACAUGGUAUCGAAACCGACCCUCACGAAAUAGAUGAAGAAGAAAAGGGUCUGAUUAGAACCUACCUGCAUAACCCAGCAUCUCUGCAUAUGCGGCGCACUCUGGAUCAGUAUUACUAUCACAUGCUUGGGAAUACACGAGAACGUGAUACAGACCAGGUGGUGUCCAGAUGGGCGCAUAAUGUGAAGAAUAUGCACUUACACAACAUUCUCAUGGUGGAUCAGCUAUGGCUCUGGAGCACACGCCGAGCGGGUAACUUCGACUAUGUUAUCUCAUCAUUUCCCGGCCGGAUUGGGGUUGGCCAAUCUAGUCAUCCUUCGAUCGACGACCUGUGGUGUUCGGUCCUCGUCCCCGAGAAUGAAAGGCGCGAUCCUAUUCACUAGACGGAAGAACUAGUCUCUCGGAUUCUUGAGACAUGCUUUGAUGGCUUUGGCAAGUUGCAUUCCUCGGAUAUGCUUCGAUUCUUCAAUAUUUUUGAGGAUUCAAUUGGCGCAGUGGAUGCUGAGGAGACGAUGCUAUUUCAAGCUUUCCAGGAAGGCUCGGAAGCAAGUCAUAUUCUUCAAAGAAAUUUCAAAUACUUUGACCAGCAGAAGCAAGCAUUACUUGAGCAAGUCUUGGACAUA
Molecule: messenger RNA, 2234 nt
Organism: Westerdykella ornata
Lineage: Eukaryota; Fungi; Ascomycota; Dothideomycetes; Pleosporales; Sporormiaceae
Exons: 8
Coding region: 102-1994 (630 amino acids)
Cellular component (GO): nucleus; cytoplasm
Molecular function (GO): protein binding
Source: RefSeq, a predicted model, not a curated record